Danio aesculapii is the source of this 7906-nucleotide messenger RNA. It is a transcript of the gene fyco1b, whose product is annotated as FYVE and coiled-coil domain autophagy adaptor 1b. The record is from RefSeq and is a predicted model, not a curated record. The transcript is spliced from 18 exons. Gene Ontology annotation, cellular component: late endosome; lysosome; autophagosome. Bases 285 to 4328 code for a protein of 1347 amino acids. Gene Ontology annotation, molecular function: metal ion binding. Gene Ontology annotation, biological process: plus-end-directed vesicle transport along microtubule; positive regulation of autophagosome maturation. NCBI's taxonomy places the organism in Eukaryota, Metazoa, Chordata, Actinopteri, Cypriniformes, Danionidae.
UGGCCGCAGGAUUGAAUCUACUGUAAAUAAUCAAUGAGGAAGAUCAUCUUUCUGUAUAAAGUAUGUCUUUAUUUACGUCUUUUCAUCAGUUUUUACGUCUGUUGGUCUUUCAUACAUGUAUGUGUCAUUAUAAUAAAGCAAAAGGCAGAAAUAUGAGUAAAACGCCGAACGCUGUUGGGAAGUUGUAAACUUCAGCAGGUGCGUUUGUCUCCCGGGUCUCAUUUAAAUAUUAAAGGCAUUAUGUUAACUUUAUGAACCAUCCACACUAACACAUUCAGAUCACAAUGAGUACAGUCGGAGAAAACCAGCUUCAGAGGAUCAUCAGAGAUCUGCAUGAUGCAGUUUCUGAGCUGAGCAAGGAGCAUUGUGACACCGAAGAGCCCAUCACCGAUGACAGCUCCAGCCUUCACAAGUUCUGUUUUAAACUGGAGUACCUGCUGCAAUUUGACCAGAAAGAGAGGACCACAUUUCUGGGCAGCAGGAAAGACUACUGGGAUUAUUUCUGUGACUGCUUGGCCAAGAUUAAAGGAGCUAAUGACGGCAUUCGCUUUGUCAAAUCAAUCCCUGAGCUGAAGACUUCGUUAGGGAAAGGACGGGCUUUCAUCCGUUACUGUCUGGUGCAUCAAAGGCUUGCAGACACUCUUCAGCAAUGUCUCAUAAACCUCAAAAUCACAAGUGAGUGGUAUUAUGAACGCAGUCCAUUCCUGAAGUCCCAUCUGAAUAUUGAUAUCAUCAACCACCUGUAUGAACUCAAUGAGGUUCAGUUUGAUGUAGCAUCCCGAGGUUACGACCUGGACUCUCAGUGGCCCACGUUUGCAAGAAGGACUCUGGGAUCAGCUGUCUCGCCCCAUGUCUGGAAACCACCCAGUCGCUGCUCUAGUGUCAACAGUUUGGUCAGCAGUUACACACAGCAAGUUCAGGACAUCCUUCCUGGCCAAGAUUUUGGUUCCAGUCUUCUAGGUGAUCUAGGAGAGCUAGGCGAGCUGACAUGUAGCACUUCCGAGGACCUGCGUAUUGAGCUUGACCAAUCAGAGUUAAAACAACAACAGCUCCAGGAGAAAAUCCAACAGCUCACCGAUGAAGCAGCUGAUCUAAGGGCUGUUGUCAAAGACCUGCAGGAACAGCUCUUGGCUAAAGGUCCCGAACAAGAGAAAGGAGGAGAACAGCAGCAGGAGGUGGUGAAAGCUGUCAGAGAGUGCACUGACCGCCUCAGUACCACCACACAGGGGCUGGUGGCUCUUAGCACUUCAGAACGCAACCUCGAAGCCAAGCUGAGUGUUGCAGAGAACCGGAAUAUGGAGCUGCUGGCAAAACUUGAUGGAGCUUUAAGUGAAAAAGGACAGCAGGCUGCAAACUACUGUGAUUCAGCUUGGAAGAUCCAAGAACUGCUGACCAAGCUUAAGGAGGCAGAGGAGGAAAGGAUUGAGGCUAAGCGAGAAGGAGAAGACAGGGCUAGAAUUGCUGAGAGACUUGCUCAGGAGCUGAGGCUUCAGGAGGGGAAAAUUAAAGAGAUGGAGGGCAAUCUAGACAAGUGUAGAAUCUCAGCUGAUAAAGAACGAACAACUUCGGUGCAACAGGCUGAUGAGCUGCAGAUGACCAUCAACCGCCUACAGGGAGCGUUAUCUCUGAAAGAAAGAGAAACAGGAAAUCUACGGACUCAGCUUCAGGAUGUGCAGAAAGCACUGGAGGCCCAGGACGGUCAAAUGGAGGAGCACAUGAAAAAGAUCCAAGAGGAGAUGCAAUGUAAAAGUGUACUUGAAGAGCAGCUGAAUGCAAAGAUGAAUGAGUUGUCUGUUAGUACCCAAAGGAUCCGGCAACUGGAGAACCACAACCAGCAGUUGAUUGUGGAGAGUCAGAGCUUCCAAGCACAAGCCAAAAAACUGGAAGAGUAUAAGAACCAGUGCACAAGUCUAAUGGAGAUCAAUGCCAAGCUGAUCCAGACUGUGAAAAGAAACGAGGAGAGCUACAAGGAGUUGGCACAAAUCAAGACCUCUCUAGAGAAAGAACUGAAAGCCUCACAGGCAUUAGAAGGUCAACUGAAAACCAGACUUGAGUCAGCUGGACUGACAUUGGAGAACCAAAAUCUUGAGGAGUGCAUAGAGAAUGGCCAGAUGGACAAUGAAGAAGAUGUGUUGGAAAAACUCAAUAAGAGUACUACAGUCCCACAGGAGAACAAGAGGACAACUUCUGAACUCUUACAAGAAGCCAAUGAAUGUUCAAAGACUGAUCAUGUAGAAUCUACUUCCAGGUUGGCUCUGGCUGAGGCCCAACUUGAACUCAACAUGAAGGAGGUUUCCAGACUUCAGGAUGAGGUCCUGGAGCUCCGGGCACAGCUAUUGGUGAUCUCAGAGGAGAGGAUGAAGAUCCAGGCUCUGCAGGAAGUGACCGAAGCCUCCAGAGAAGAUCUCCGGGCUCAGACUGAGCAACUGAAAUCCCAAGUGGAGGAGUUAAACAGGAGGCAUGUUGAGGAGCUGCUACGUUGCCAUGAAAGAGAGGAGACUUUGGGAAAAGAGAGAGAUAUGGAGGCCAAGAUGCGUGCCGAAAUUCAAACAAGCAUGACUUCAAUGAAGGAAGAGUGUCAUGCUUUAAAGAAGCACAACAGCACACUUGCACUUGAGAAUGGAGAGGCUCAUGAAGCCUUGCACAGGGCCAACACGGAGACGGCAGAGCUUGGGGUUCAUGUUUGUAUGCUAACAGGGCAGAAUGAGGAAGCUAAGCUACGAUGGGAGGAACUAUCAAGCAAACUGCAGGAGCUGCAGAUGGAGUCGCAGGAAGAGGUUAAAACUCUAAGUAAUUCGAUAGAAAGCUUGAGGAAAGAUAACGCAGGUCUCAAAGAGCAGGUAAAGCAGAUGGAAGGACUCCAAGAAGCCUUGCAGAAGUUGCAGGAGAAACUGGAACAGGCAGAGGAUGAAGCCAGAAGUCUCCAGGAGAUCCGGCAGAGGGAAGUGGACACACUAAGGUCACAGUUGAGCGAUGAGGCCACACACCAUCAAAGUCAAGUCCAGGGUAUGAAUGAGGAUAUGGAUGCACUGAGGAAAAGGCUGGACAAUGAAGUUGAAAAAGUUUCAAGUCUUGAGACCAAAGUAUUGGAGCUUGAGUCUCUCAACAGCGAACACAGUCAGAUGAUCGAAAAGAACACUGCUCUCAUUGGUGACUCAGAAACCAUAAUUUAUCAGAAAGAGGAACAGAUUAAAAACCUCAGCAUGGACUUGUCGAGGGCCGAGAAGGAACUGGCUCUUGCUCAGCAGUCCUGUCAAGAACUUUGUGUGAAUUUAAGCAGAAGUGCAAUGGAGAAGCAAGCCGUUGAACUAAAGAUGUCUGCUGAACUAGAUGACCUUUACCGUACCAAAAAAAACCUGGAGGAGAGGCUCAUUGAGCUCAUAAGGGAGAAAGAUGCGUUGUGGCAGAAGUCUGAUGCACUGGAGUUUGAGCAGAAACGAAGAGCUGAGGAGCAGACAGACAGAGACGUCACACACUGCCAGAGCUGCAAGAGCCAGUUCAGCUGGAUGAUGCGCAGAUACAACUGCAGGUUUUGUGGGCGUCCGUUUUGCUACAACUGCUGCAGUUUUGGUGGUAAGGAUCGCUGUUGUAAGAGCUGCUUCACUCACAGUGAGCGACACCAACAGGUGGAUCAGGGCAGUCCUUCACGCUCAACCUACAGCCCGAUAUCAAGCCCUAAUCAAACCAGCACUCCAGGAGUCCCAUGGAUACUAAAGUCCCCUCGACCCGACGACAUGGCGUAUGACAUCAUCACAGAAGAUGAAGUGAACCGCGUUCAUGACAGCGACUCGUCAUCCUACACCACUGCGCUUUCACCAGAGACACAACAGCUAAGCAGCAGUGAUGUCACCAGCACAGAAGAUUCAGACGAGCUGAUUGGCUCUGUUCAGGAUGCAGAGAUCUGCCUGCUGAAAUCUGGAGAAAGGACGCUGUCUGUGCCAUUCAGUGUGGAUGACGUGAUGCAAUUUGGCAGUAAAUCCAGAGAGCUGUUCAUCAAGUCCAGCUGUUACAGUGUAAUUCUCAUAAGCGCUGCACAUCCGGGCCCUUCAAUCGGCUGGACCUUCUCCUCUGAACCCAAGAGCAUCGCCUUCAGCGUGGUCUACAGAGAGACCACAGAUACGCCUCUAGAACAGGCCAAGGUUCUGAUUCCUCUGACCAGAUGUAGAUCUCACAAGGAAACAAUUCAGGGUCAGCUAAAGGUCAGAAACCCUGGACAAUACACACUUAUCUUCGACAACUCCUUCUCCAGGUUUGUCUCGAAGAAGGUCCAGUACAAGCUGAGCAUAGAGAUGCCAGAGGUCUGCAACGGAAGUGACUGCUCUUCAUAGGAAAACAAGUCACACACAUACUCGCACUUCUGUCUUUACCAGGUCACAGGACUGCUGGUCCAGGGUUACGGCUGCUUAUAAGCCAAAUAUGCAAUGCUGCUUUCAGUGAAUAGUGUGGUGAAUCUCACUAAAUCUGAACAGAUCUGGGUCCCAGAAUCAAAUUAAAUAAGUGAUACUUUAUUAUGCAUUAAUAUAUAAAACAAAUUAUUUUAAUAAAAUGUUUUUUAAUUGUAUUGCAUUAAAUAAAUUGCGCAAUAUUAAGGAACAGAGCUGCACGAAUCUGGCUGAAAUGAGAAUCACAAUUUUGUUCGCUUGAAAUAAAGAUCAUGAUUUUUUAGAUGUAAAAUAAAGGUUAUGAGUAGGCAAUUAUUAUUGUUAUUUCUCAAACAUAUGGUAAAUCAGUAAUAAUAUUAGGCCUAUGUGUAGGUCUACUGUUGGUUAAAAUGCUAAAUUCUGUAAAGACUGAAUGGUGGACUUAAAUAGACUUUGAAUUUAUCCUGGUCAUUAAUACACAUUAAAGUGAUGACAUUAGAAUACAACUAUUCAUAAUUCUGAAAUUGAAUUCUUAUGUUUGAAACAUACGCUUGCAAUAUGUCAUUGAGCACAUUAAUAGACCUUUUCACUGAUAAAAUGAGACAUUUGUCAUUAUCAGAUUCACUCUUGCAUUAUAUUCAUCAUUAUAUUUAGAGUAGUUACACUGACACUGUUACACUGUUAAACUGACAAUGUUUAUUUUCAUGCACAACUCUCUGUGUUCGCUAUGAAAGAAAAACAUAUCAAAUGCUUGUCAUAAUCAUAACUCUAAAAUGCGAUAAUGUCAUUUAAAUGAUGCGCAUGCUUUUGGUCUCACUUUCACUGCUGAGUGUGGAUCAUGUCAUGGCUGCCUUCACUUUUAGAAAGAAAAAAAAAAACAUACAUGCAAAUCAUACUUUCCGCAUGGCUCCCAAACGAUCGCUCUAUGCAACAAACUGAACAUCAUUUAAUUUUUGUUUAUUUUAUCGGGGCUGUGAAUACACUACAUUACAUUUAGACAGAAAAGACAGUAUGCUGACUAUUUCAACACCAUUUGGAACUAAACGAUCAGUCAGAGCGAGAAACUGAACAUUAUUUACAACAUCAUUACUUUUAAUCCUCCGUCUCAACUUUAUAUGAUCUCAGUAUUGUCUUUGUAACGAAAAUAGUUGGAUGAACUAUCCCUUUAAAACAGAAGUGCCCAAAAUCUGUCCUGGAGGGCCAGUGUCCUGCAGACUUUAGCUCUAACUUGCUUCAACACACCUGCCUGGAAGUUUCUAGUGUGCUAGUUAGAGCUUUCAGUUGUAUUUGAUUAGGGUUGGAGCUAAACUCUCUAGGACACCGGCCCUCUAGGACCCAGUUUGGGCACCCCUGCUUUAAAAUAUUGUCCUGUUACUCUAAUGUAAAAAAUAAUAAUAAUUACUUUAAAUACCAAAUAAUCUAAACAUCAUGCUUGUAUUUAUUGUAGCACAUUUAUUUAAUACUAAAUACAUUUUUAAAAAUAAAUGAUCAAAUUUAGGCAAGAAAAGUGCAUAUUUUAUAAUUCACAUCUAAAUACACACAUUUUUAAUAAUCCAAAGCUUCAUUUAUCCAUGCUAAUUUGAUUUUGGGAUAUAAUAUGACCAGGACAGGUCGUGAGAUUCACACCGUGUGUAAUUCCAAAGCCACAUUCCUCCUUUUUAGUGAUUCAUGAAUGAUUUUAACAUACUCUUGAAAAAAUCUAUAAUAAUACCAAGCAUAUGCAUUAAUAAAACUGAAAGGGAAUAGAUGGCUGAAAACUCUGAAAUGAAACUGAGAGAGCUGUGUGGUUACUAGUUAAAAUAGCGGUUUUGAUAGCAGAUAAUGCACUACGCCAGAGCUUUAUUACUGUUUACUGGUUAUUGAUGAAUUUAGUGAAUGUAGAUUUGGAAAUGCUUAAAUGAUAUCAGGUUACUCACAUACAGGGACGUCAGACUGUUUUCUUUAACAUUUUUUAUAUAUAACAUCUGUCUUAUAAAUAGAAGAAUAUGCUAAAAUGCAAUUUCAGUUUUUAACCUUUCAGUCUACACUACCUGAAGUCUUGUCGUUGAUCACAGUGGUAAGAGCAACAAAUAAUAGCUUGACUUCUAGUUGAUCUUUUGUAAAAGUGGCAGAAGGUAGAUUUUUCUGAUGAAUCAUCUGUUGAACUGCAUCCCAAUCAUCACAAAUACUGCAGAAGACUUAUUGGAACCUGCAUGGACCCAAGAUUCACAUAGAAAUCAGUCAAGUUUAGUUUAGGAAAAAAUCAUGGUUUGGGGUUACAUUCAGUAUGGGGGUGUGAGAGAGAUCUGCAGAGUGGAUGGCAACAUCAACAGCCUGAGGUAUCAAGACAUUUGUACUGCCCAUUACAUUACAAACCACAGGAGAGGGCAAACUCUUCAGCAGGAUAGCGCUCCUUCUCAUACUUCAGCCUCCACAUCAAAGUUCCUGAAAGCAAAGAAGUUCAAGGUGCUCUGGGAUUGUCCAGCCCAGUCACCAGACAUGAACAUUAUUGAGCAUGUCUGGGGUAAGAUGGAGGAGGCAUUGAAGAUGAAUCCAAAGAAUCUUGAUGAACUCUUGGAGUCUUGCAAGAAUGCUUUCUUUGCCAUUCCAGAUGACUUUAUUAAUAAGUUAUUUGAGUCAUUGCAGAGACGUAUGGAUGCAGUCCUCCAAGCUUAAGAGAGUCAUACACAAUAUUCAUUCUUUCUCCACUGCAGCAUGACUUUAUAUUCUAUACUGUACAUUAUUUCUGUUAGGUGACAAGACUUUUGUCUAAGCAAAGUCAGACCUUACUGUCCUAAUUAAACAAAUUAAAAAUCAAGCAUGAUCAUAUUUUAUUUUGGAAAAAUAAGCAUAAUCUAGAGGCCUUUGCCUUUCAUAAAAGCCACUUCUGAUACCAAAUGAUCAACUAGAAGUCGAGUUAUUAUUUGUUGCUCUUAAAACUUGUUUAGGCAACAAGACUUUUGUCAGGUAGUGUAAUCUAAUAUAAUAAAUAAUCUAAAUAUAAUAUAUUUUCUUGGGAAAUUGCAUAGUGCAUAUUUAAUCUUUUGGGCAUCAGGGUUUGAAAGCUUUAUAAGUCAGCUGUAUGACUUUUUUUUUAACAUAAAAUCUGUAUUCUGAAAGCAUGAGCACAUGGUAAUAAGAAGAAACUCCAUUUCCUCUUAAAAAGAAAAAAUGCAUUUUCAUUCAGCUGAUGCUAGGAAAAAAUGUUUUAUGAGCAAUAACUCGCUGACUGUUUUCUAGCAUGAUUGAGGCUUUCUGUCAGUCACACUGUGCAAUAACAGAAAACUCCAGCUUGCAGAAUGGAGACAUAUUAUAUAGUUAAUGACACUUUUUUUUUUAAAUCUCUACAUUUUUGAUAAUGAGCACUGACUCUUCACUGUUGCACUUUUUUGCGAGUGUGUUGACGGCGUUUGAUCAGAGAACUGUAAGCAUAGCGGAGUGACUAGCAGACAUUUUUUUAUAUGUAGUUACUGUAUGGAGCGGAGAUGUUACAGUAGUAGUAUACUGUAUUAUAGCUGGAUUGAACUGAAGGUGUUGAAUUAAAACUGCCUAAUGGGGUGACUUUA